Messenger RNA from Closterium sp. Yama58-4, 2565 nucleotides. Lineage: Eukaryota; Viridiplantae; Streptophyta; Zygnematophyceae; Desmidiales; Closteriaceae. The record is from the annotation of a GenBank genome assembly.
AUGCUUUCACAUCCGAGGGUCCUCUGGAGACUGGAGCUUGCUCCACCAAUCUCGGCUCUGCGGAAUUCGGAGUUUCAAGUUCCUCAGCAUCAGCACAUCGCAGCAGCCAUGGCGCCACCACCGAACCAGCAUCAUCAGCCUCAUCCUCCCGCUCUCCCAACCGUUGCAGAAUCGCGAUGGGAAGACGAGCUCUCUCCUACAACCACAUCUACCAACGGUGGGCCCAUUUCUCCGCUUCUACAACGCGGCCCGCACUAUUCCCUGCAGGAUAAGGCGCGAGCAGCGGCUGCGGCGUCCAAGGCAGCUGCCGUGACCUCCGCCGCAACCGGCGCCGCCGAAGCGCAGCCCAAUGACGCACCGUACUCGAGCUCUAACAACGAAGGGGAGUUCUCCUUUUCUGUUCCUUCAGCGGACCCCGACGGCGCAACAUCCGCUCCUUCCGCUUCCGCUUCGGAUCCCCGCGCAACCUCCGCAAGCGCUAUCGGCGACCCCGCCAGCAGCAAUGGGGGCCAGCGCGCCCCCGCACGACCGCUGCGGCCGCUAAGCAUCGAGCACCCCUCAGGAACUGCACCUGGAGCGCAAAAAUCGCCGUCGAAUGCGGAGUACACAAGCAGCAACGCCGCCAUUCCUCGGGCGAUGCCACGUGGCCGCCGCGCUGGCACGAGCCCGCACGGCUCUGGCGGUAAUCUUGGAAUAGCGGGAAUCACGGGGAUCGCGGGAAACGCUCGUGCGGCGGAUGGCGGAGAUGACGUGGAAUCGCUGCUUUCGCCUGGGAUGCUGCAUUCUAACCACCCUAAUCUCUACCUCCCUAAUCCGAGGCCGUCUCCUAGGCUCGCGGCGCAUCCGCGGCUCUUCCCGCGGGGUUUGUCGUCGCACCCCUCGUCAUCCAACCUCUCGUCGCUGGAUGCGCUUCGCGAAUGGUUUUCGUCAGCAUUCGCGCGCCCCAGUGGCGGAACACCGUUGAGUUCGCCGACCGCUACCGGGACUGGGGAUAGGGGAGGGGGUGGUGGCGGAGGGGGAGGGUUUGGCGGAAAAGUGUCGGCGCAUGUCUGGUUACUCGUCCUGCUGCUUGCCGCAGUAGGGCUGGUGGUUGCCGUGAUGGUGUGCGUGUGGCUGGUGGUGCUAGCGAAAAACGGCGACGGUGGUAACCCGGACGAUUAUCUCACCCCCCUCGGUCCGCAUUCCUUGCGAAUUAACGAGGUGCAAGUUGUGGGGAGUCGCAGCAGCUACCACGUGGCGCCCGAGCCGGAGGUGUUUCGGUGGCUGCGGAACAACGGAAUGAUGUCUUUCGCUCGCACGGCGAAUUUCACGCACAAGCCGUUACAGGAGCAGCUCUCGGCGGGUUACCGUUAUAUACACCUCGAUGUGCUCUACGAUCCUGAGGGGGGGCGCUACUCCUCCCCUAACGUGUACCAGCGCAUAAACCGGGAGAACAACACUCAACUUAAUCUCAACCAGCCCGGUUACAAGGUGAUGCGCAUGCAGGAUGUGGAUUUCCUCUCAACGUGCGCCACGCUGCGCGACUGCCUGGCGGCCGUGAAGGCCUUCUCGGACCAGCACCCGCGCCACCUGCCCAUCACCGUCAACAUUGACUUUGGCGACGGCUUCCCGCUGCUGCGCAAGAUCACUAAGAUGCUCACACCACCCCUGCCCGUCACGGAACAGAGCCUUCUAGACCUCGAGCUGGAGAUCCUCUCGGUCAUCCCGCGCUCUCAGAUCAUAACCCCCGACGAGGUCCGUGCGUCCCACGACACCCUCGCCUCCGCCAUCGCCACGCGCACCGCCUGGCCCGCACUCUCCGCCUCUGCCGGCCGCUUCCUCUUCCUCCUCUCCGACUCCAAAGCCCUCCCGGUAUACCGCCAAAUGUCGCCGACCCUCGAGGGGCGCGUGCUGUUCACUGCGCAGACAGCCGCAGGGGAAGGAGACAUCCAUAACACUCCAGACCAAGCGGUUCUGAUCGUGGAAACUCUCGACUCCCUCGCGGCGGAUAAGGUUGCGUCGGGGCAUCUCGUGGUGUGUCCUGUUGCGCCCAUGCGGUCGGAACUAGCUGUGUUCAUGUGGGACCAAGCGGUGAGGUCCGGGUGUCAGGUUAUCACAGUGGCUGAUCUGUGGAACGAGCAGACGGAGAAGCCCAUCGGAACGGGGAGCGACGGCACGGAGGGUGGGCUCCCGCGGAGCAGGCGGGGCCAGGAAGUGCCACCGCCGUCGUCGUCUUCCUCCUCACCGGCAGCGUGGGAGUUUGCAUCAGUGACGGGGGCGGAUCAAGGAUCGGAUCCCACAAACACGGGAUCACCUUCACAACCGGUGCCUUCAUCAUCAUCCUCAUCUGAUUCGUCUUCUGAUGGGUCUGCUGCAGGCCUGCCGGGCCCGGGAGGGGCUGGGUUAGGUGGUGUGGAUAAGGAGUGGGAGGUGCAGGGGCUGCAUGGGGGGCCGCUGUUGAAGCUGCCGCUGCUGGUGGAUGGAGGGGAGGGCGUGCAGGCCAAGUGCCUGAAGCAUCUUAACAAGGAAGAGUGCGAGAAGCAGCAGUGGGUGAAAAUGACAGAGCCUGUUCCUGAAGAGGGGUAG